Molecule: messenger RNA, 2357 nt
Organism: Lampris incognitus (smalleye Pacific opah)
Lineage: Eukaryota; Metazoa; Chordata; Actinopteri; Lampriformes; Lampridae
Gene: acadvl
Product: acyl-CoA dehydrogenase very long chain
Exons: 20
Coding region: 360-2339 (659 amino acids)
Molecular function (GO): very-long-chain fatty acyl-CoA dehydrogenase activity; flavin adenine dinucleotide binding; fatty-acyl-CoA binding
Source: RefSeq, a predicted model, not a curated record
AAUUGAGAGUUGGAUACUUUUGGCGUAGUGGGUCAUUUAGUCGGACGGGUCGGACAAGACAUACGAUUUAAUACGGUUUGUGUGACAGUGACUGUUUCAUUACAGUUCGUGUAAAACCGUGGUUUUAAUCGGACACCCUUUCAUUUUUCUCCCCGGAGGGACGAUUUUUACCGUUCAUUCUCUGGAGCAGAGGACGCCGGCUCCGGCAGCCGCAAACGGACCGCCCUCGCUCGUACGCACCACUUUGCGUCUCACAAGUUGUAUUUUAAGCAGUCGAAGCCCUCAAGACACAAAGCGGGUCGCACCUAACCGGUCGCACGGUUGAUUUUCGCGUGGAAGACUCGGAAGGAAAAACACAAAUGCUGCUUCGUAAAGUGAGCCAGUCCCCCGCACUGUGCGGCGCCAUUCUCCGGACUCCGCCGGUGCUGGCCGGGGCUCGACGUCAAGCUGGGGCUGUGGUUGCUGUCCAGAGUAAUGCUCGUCCGUACGCAAGCCAGGCUGCAGAGGCGGUGCUGGAGAAGGCAGCAGUUGGUAGUGAUGCAUCCACCUCCAAGGUGGAGAAGAAGACAAACACUCAAGAGUCCAAAUCAUUUGCCGUUAACAUGUUCAAAGGGCAGAUCACUACUACCCAGGUCUUCCCCUUCCCCUCAGUGCUGAAUGAGGAGCAGGACCAGUUCCUUAGAGAACUCGUGGGGCCAGUAGGCAAAUUCUUUGAUGAGGUAAACGACCCCGCAAAGAAUGAUGCCUUGGAGAAGGUGGAGGAUCACACCAUGGAAGGGUUGAAGGAGAUGGGGGCCUUUGGCCUGCAGGUGCCGGCUGACCUCGGGGGUCUCGGCCUCACCAAUACACAGUACGCCAGGCUGGUUGAGAUCGUCGGCAUGCACGAUUUGGGCGUUGGCAUCACACUCGGUGCUCACCAAUCCAUCGGCUUCAAGGGCAUUUUGCUGUUUGGGAACCCUGCCCAGAAGGAGAAGUACCUGCCCAAGCUUGCCACAGGGGAGAAUAUUGCGGCGUUCUGUCUCACUGAGCCAGCCAGUGGCUCGGAUGCUGCCUCUAUCAAGACCAUAGCUGUGCAGUCCCCCUGCGGACAGUACUUCACUCUCAAUGGAGGCAAGAUCUGGAUCAGCAAUGGAGGCCUUGCUGAGAUCUUCACAGUGUUUGCCAAAACCCCAAUGAAGGAUGCCAAGACGGGUGAGAUGAAAGACAAGAUCACUGCCUUCGUCGUGGAGAGGAGCUUCGGUGGAGUCACGCACGGCCCUCCAGAGAAGAAGAUGGGCAUCAAGGCGUCCAACACGGCCGAGGUGUACUUUGAGAAUGUGCGCGUGCCCGCCGACUGCGUGCUGGGCGAGGUGGGCGGCGGCUUCAAGGUGGCCAUGAACAUCCUGAACAACGGACGUUUUGGCAUGGCCGCUGCCCUGUCUGGCACUAUGAAGGGAGUUCUCACCAAAGCGGUGGACCACGCAGCCAACAGGACCCAGUUUGGAAACAAGAUCCACAAUUAUGGAGCCAUUCAGGAGAAGAUGGCCCGCAUGGCCAUGUUGCACUAUGUCACUGAGUCGAUGGCCUACAUGAUCAGCGGCAACAUGGACAGCGGAGCAUCCGAGUUUCAGAUUGAAGCCGCCAUCAGUAAGAUCUUCGCCUCCGAGGCAGCAUGGACUGUGACCGACGAGUGUAUUCAGGUCAUGGGUGGAAUGGGCUUCAUGAAGGACUCUGGAGUGGAGAGAGUGAUGCGGGAUCUGAGAAUUUUCCGGAUCUUCGAGGGCACCAAUGACAUCCUCAGGCUCUUUGUGGCUCUCAACGGCUUCCAGAAUGCUGGGAACCAGCUGAAAGGCUUGCAGAAGGCCCUGAAGAAUCCCCUGGGCAAUGCCGGGUUGCUGGCUGGAGAGAUCACCAAAAGAGCCAAGAGAAAGGCAGGUUUGGGCACAGGUCUGACCCUUCAGGGUACCGUUCACCCAGAGCUGGCACAAAGCGGUGAACUGGCGGUCAAAGCCAUUGAGCAGUUUGGAGCCGUCAUCGAGGAGCUGUUGCUCAAACAUGGCAAAAAGAUCAUUGAUGAACAGUUUGUCCUGAAGAGAGUUGCCGAUUGUGCAAUUGAUCUGUACGCCAUGGUGGUCGUCCUGUCCAGGGCUUCCCGUUCUCUGAGUCAGGGCCACCCCUCGGCUCAACAUGAGAAGAUGCUGUGUGAGACUUGGUGUGUGGAGGCCCAUGACAGGAUCAUGCAGGACAUCAAGACUCUGCGCUCCGGCCAGUCCAAACAGAUCUUCAAGAACUUGCGGGCCAUCUCUGCAGCUGUCGUGGAGAAUGGAGGCGUGGUCACCCCUCACCCCCUGGGUUUCUGAACGAAACAAGCCACGCUU